This is a messenger RNA of Mucor velutinosus, 687 nucleotides long. RefSeq lists its product as uncharacterized. Gene Ontology annotation, cellular component: U2AF complex; spliceosomal complex. The record is from RefSeq and is a predicted model, not a curated record. Gene Ontology annotation, molecular function: metal ion binding; pre-mRNA 3'-splice site binding. Gene Ontology annotation, biological process: mRNA splicing, via spliceosome. Lineage: Eukaryota; Fungi; Mucoromycota; Mucoromycetes; Mucorales; Mucoraceae. The transcript is spliced from 4 exons. The coding region runs from base 1 to 687 and encodes 228 amino acids.
AUGGCUGAAUAUCUCGCUAGUAUCUACGGUACUGAAAAAGACAAAGUAAACUGCUCCUUUUACUUCAAGAUUGGUGCUUGCCGUCAUGGAGAUCGCUGUUCUAGAAAGCAUGUCAAACCUACAUUCUCACAAACACUCUUGAUUGCCAACAUGUAUAAAAAUCCAGCUCACGAUCCCAACAACCACAUGAACGAAGCUCAACUUCAAAAUGAUUUUGAUUUAUUCUAUGAAGAUGUGUUUACAGAACUUGCAAAAUAUGGCGAAAUUGAAGAAAUGGUUGUUUGCGAUAAUGUGGGUGACCAUUUGGUUGGUAAUGUCUAUUGUCAAUUCCGUUUAGAAGAGUCUGCUGGUAAUGCAGUAACUAGCUUAAAUAAUCGAUUUUACGCAGGACGUCCACUAUAUGCAGAACUAUCACCAGUGACCGACUUCAGAGAAGCUUGUUGUAGACAGCACGAAAUAUCAGAAUGUAACCGUGGUGGUUUCUGUAAUUUCAUGCAUUUGAAACAUCCCUCUCGUCAAUUACGAAGAGAAUUAUACGAAGGACAAAGAUUGGAUAUAAGAGAGAAACGCAGAGAAGAAAUGCGUCGCGAGGAUGAGGAAAGAAGGUCAAGAGACAGAGAUUAUCAACACGAAAGAUCUGAUUACAAAGCCUCGCCUGAAAGAUCUGAAAUCAAGCAAGAGUACUAG